AGGAGGAGGGAGAGGGGGCGGUGCUGCGGUGAGCCGGCUCGGCUGGGGCGGGGUUGAGUCUGCAGGCGGGGACUGUACGGGGCCGGGUCGCGGCUGCACCGACUCGGAUCCUCCAGCGCCCGGGACUCACCGCCAGCCCGACCCGACCCGACCCGAGCCGACCUCCCUGCCCGCUGACUGCGCUCCCCGCCCGGACAGAGCCGCUCCACCGCCCCUUCUCUCCCCCUACACUGUGGUGAUGAGGAGGGAGCGGGUGGAGGGUCCACCGAGCCAUGUCUCCCCCCUCUCUCCCACUCCCUCUCCCCGCUGCCCGUGGCCGGCGGCAGCUUCCCGGAGGCGGCUGCUGGUCCUCGCCUGCCUGCCGGCGCUGCUGCUCGGCCUGGAGACCGGCUCGGCCCCGCUGCUCACCGCCCAGCCCCGGCUGGAGUGUGUCAACGGCAGCCGGGACCACCCGCGGCAGCAGCAGACCCCCGGCCGGGGAUUCCCCACGAUCCUCCCCAACCCCCGUGGAAUCCCCCCCCUCGCCGCCGCCGCCGCCACCACCAACUCCAGCGACAAGUGCCGGUGUAACAGCUGGGAUUUCUACCUCCACAACGGGCUGGUCCGUAACAUCGUCACCCAGUGGAGCCUGGUCUGCAACUCAUCUUGGAAGGUCCACAUCGCCAAGUUUUCCUUGCUAGUUGGAUUGAUUUUCGGUUACCUCGUGAGCGGAUGCUUGGCCGAUUGGGUGGGCCGGCAGCUGGUGCUGGUGGUCUCCGUGCUGUUCGUACUGGUGUUCGGCCUGACGCUGGCUCUCUCUGUCAACGUGACCAUGUUCAUCACGCUGCGCUUCUUCGAGGGGUUUUCGCUGGCUGGCGUGUUCCUCAGCCUCUACGUGGCCCGUAUCGAGAUCGCACAAUCCAACCAGCGCUUCAUGAUCACCAUGGUGGCCGGCUUCAUCGCCAUGGGCGGGCAGCUGCUGACGCCCGGACUCGCUGCUCUCUGUCGCAAUUGGCAGGUACUGCAGACCGUCAUCAUCUGCCCAUUCAUCUUCAUGAUCCCGUACUGGUGCAUUUUCCCAGAAUCACUCAGCUGGCUGCUAGCCACACACCAGUCCCACGCUGCGAAGGAUUUAUUGUUAGAUUACGCACGCAAACACCAGCAGGAACCCGAGGAGGACGUGAAAGAAUUUCUAUCAGAGCUUGAGAAAGAACCUCCAGUGAAGGCCCAAAAAGUAUUCAUCUUGAAGCUGUUGUCAACGAGGAUACUGUGGAAGCACAUCCUGGUACUGUGUGUGACGUCCCGGCCGGGGUUCGGGGUACACAACUGCUUUAUCAAGAGCCUGAUGGACCACGAAGGGGACACGCUGGCCAACUUCUAUGCCCACUACUACACCAUGGAGGUGGUGGGCAUCCUGUCCUGCGUGGUCAUGUGCUUCCUGGUCAGCCUCAUGGGGCGAAGAGGAACUCUGCUGGUCUUCACCAUCGUCACGGCGCUGGCCUCCCUCCUCCAGCUCGGCCUCAUCAGCAACCUCGCCCCCUAUCUGCAACAGCCGUUUUCACUCGUCUUCUCCCUGAUUGGCCUGUUCUCCUCGCAUUCCAUGGGCAACCUGAGCAUCUUCAUCUGCGCUGAACUCACGCCCACCGUCAUGAGGGCCGGUGGGCUGGGACUGGUGCUGGCCAGUGCUGGCUUUGGACAGCUGACAGCCCCCAUCAUGGAGCUACACAACCAGAAGGGCUACUUCCUGCACCACGUGGUCUUUGCGUGCUGCACGGUGAUCUGCAUCAUCUGCAUCUUGCUGCUGCCCGAGAGUGGCGGGCGGGAGCUGCCUGUCUCGCUGGAGGACGCUGACGUCUACCCGCGCCGGCACCUGCUGACCUCGCGCCGUUCCGCCCGCUCCCUGCUCUCCCACACCGAGCUCAAGAGCUACUCUGGCCUGGCCUCCCACCCGCCCCACCGGGACACCCCCAGCCCCACCGUCAACGGCCACAGCCCCACCGCUAACGGCCCCAGCCCCACUGCCAACGGCCCCAGUGCCAUCGUCAAUGGCCCCAGUGCCAACGUCAAUGGCCCCAGUGCCAACGUCAAUGGCCCCAGCCCCACCGCCAAUGGCCCCAGUGCCGACGCCAACGGCUCCAGUGCCGACGUCAAUGGCCCCAGUGCCGACGUCAAUGGCCCCACGUGACCCAACACCCACAAGGGCCCCAUGAAGGAUGACAUAUCCAGGGGCAGGGGCAGCGGCAGGGAGAGAAAUAACGUAUCCAGGGACCGGGGCUGGGGAGAAUAAUUCAUCCAGGGACCGGGGCCCAGUGGAGAUGGCGUAUCCAGGGGCAGGGCCAGGAAGAGUAUAAUUUAUUCAGGGACCUGGGGGGGGCUGGGAGGAUAAUGUAUCCAGGAGAAGGGGGUGGAGAAAAUAAUUUAUUCAGGGCACAGGGCCCGGUGGAGAAGGAGUAUCCAAUGGUGGGGUCGGGGAGAUUAAUUUAUUCAGGGACCUGGGCUCAGAGGACAUUUUAAUCAGGGUCUGGGGCGUUGAUGAUAAUCCAUUCAGGGUCGGGCACAGAGGACAAUUAAUUCAGUCUCCUGGGAGGAUGUGAUCAUUCAGGUACUGGGGUGGGGAGAAUAAUUUAUACCGGUGCCAGGCGGAUGAUAAUCCACACGGGGGGGUGUAGAGCAUAAUCCAUUCAUGUUCCAGGGAAGCACAGAUAAUUCAUUCAGGGUCUGGGGCAGGGAGGGUUAUUUCUGCAGGGUUGGAGUGAGGUUUUUAUUGGCCCCCUCCCUCUCCCCCCACUCUCACUCUCUCCCCUCUCUCACACCCCUCUCUAACUCUCACCCCCCCCUCACACUCUCCACUCUCACUCUCCCCCUCUCACUCUCCCCCUCUCACUCUCCCCCCACCCUCUCACUCGCACUCUCCCUUCUCUCACUCUCACUCCUCUCACUCUCCCCAACACACACUCUCUCACUCUUCCCCCCUCACUCUCCUCCCCUCACUACCCACUCUCACUCUCCCCCUCACUCUCCCCUCCUCUCAAUCUCCCGCUCUCACUCUCCCCUCCUCUCACUCUCCCCCACUCACUCUCCCCCCCUCUCACUCUCCUUCCCUCUCACUUCCCCCCUCUCACUCCCCCCCUCACUCUCC
Messenger RNA from Leucoraja erinaceus (little skate), 3118 nucleotides. RefSeq names its product solute carrier family 22 member 23 (gene slc22a23b). The record is from RefSeq and is a predicted model, not a curated record. NCBI's taxonomy places the organism in Eukaryota, Metazoa, Chordata, Chondrichthyes, Rajiformes, Rajidae. Gene Ontology annotation, biological process: transmembrane transport. Bases 239 to 2164 code for a protein of 641 amino acids. Gene Ontology annotation, molecular function: transmembrane transporter activity. Gene Ontology annotation, cellular component: membrane. The transcript has 9 exons.